UAGCAUAUAGUGGUGUGGAGCCCUUAGCUGGGCCUUUGCUUUGCUGGCUUCAAGCUCUCCAAUCUCCAUUGUUGGUCUUUUAUGGGGCUUGUAUGCUGAAGAGAAAGAGAAAGUUUUCAUUUUUUCAGUUUUGCCCACUAUUUUCCUCCCCUAAGACCUUUUUUAAUGCUCCCAUUCACUUUCUCCGCUUGUUCAACAAUCUCAUCGUCUUCCACAAGCACUUAUUGGAAUACAUGAACCAAAAGUCUGCUCCUUGUUUUUGACCCCAUGGAUCCACAGAUCUAAUGGUUCCCUACCCACGUGACCUUCUAGAUCUUCCUCCAAUUCAGCUGUUGCAAAAAGCUGGUUCCAACAAGCAGAAGCAAUCAAAUUAGGAAUUGGUGAAUAGUUGAGCUGAGAAAUAGAGGGCAAUACUGAUACUGUUUAGGAUUGGAAUUUUGGGGGCGGAGGGUUUAAUUUAAGUUGUUCUUACAUGUGGAGAUUUUGGAGGUUGUUUGGAUGAAAUGAGGGAUGUUAUCAGAGUUGAUGAACUUCUUGAGGUCCUGUUUUCGGCCGAGGUCGAAUCGAUACGUUCAUACUGGUGCAGAUUCCGGGGGUCGCCAAGACGGGCUCCUGUGGUACAAAGACAUAGGCCAGCACAUAAAUGGUGAUUUCUCAAUGGCUGUAGUUCAGGCCAACAAUUUACUUGAGGAUCAGAGUCAGCUGGAGUCGGGUAGUUUGAGCACACAUGAAUCUGGCGCCUAUGGUACUUUUGUUGGUGUUUAUGACGGCCAUGGGGGGCCAGAGACGUCACGCUAUAUCAAUGAUCACCUCUUUCAACAUCUCAAGAGAUUUUGUUUGGAGCAGCAGUCCAUGUCUGUGGAGGUAAUACGAAAAGCAUUUCAAGCAACAGAAGAGGGUUUUCUUUCCGUAGUUACUAGGGAGUGGCCUAUGAAACCACAGAUUGCAGCAGUAGGAUCAUGCUGCCUUGUUGGUGUUAUUUGUAAUGGAACUCUUUAUAUCGCUAACUGUGGUGAUUCCCGUGCUGUUUUGGGAAGAAUAAUGAAGGCAACAGGGGAGGUGCUCUCUAUUCAGUUGUCACAAGAGCACAAUGCCUCUAUAGAAUCUGUGAGACAGGAGCUGCAAUCCUUGCACCCUGAAGAUCCACAUAUCGUAGUUUUGAAGCAUAAUGUAUGGCGUGUGAAAGGCUUAAUACAGAUUUCUAGAUCUAUUGGUGAUGUGUAUUUAAAAAAGGCUGAGUUUAACAGGGAGCCUUUGUUUUCCAAGUUUCGUCUUCGCGACCCUAUCAAAAGACCAAUUUUGAGCGCUGAUCCAGCAAUUUCAGCGAUCCAAUUGCAGCCACAUGAUCAAUUUAUUAUAUUUGCAUCUGAUGGGCUCUGGGAACACCUCACCAAUCAGGAAGCAGUGGACAUAGUUCAAAAACAUCCACGAAAUGGAAGUGCAAAAAGGCUGAUAAAAACCGCCCUGCAAGAAGCAGCAAAAAAGAGAGAGAUGAGGUAUUCGGACUUGAAGAAGAUUGACCGUGGGGUUCGCCGCCAUUUCCAUGAUGACAUAACGGUGAUCGUCGUGUUUCUUGACUCAAACCUUGUGAGCAAGGCUAGUUCUGUCAAGGGCCCGAACCUAUCGGUGAGAGGAGGUGGAAUCAACCUGCCUCCAAACACUCUGGCUCCAUAUGCCACGACAACGGAAGCUGGCAGUACCUGAGCAAACGGUAUCUCUCAUGUGUGUUUAUCUGUGGUACCAUUAUCUUGUGUUAAUACGAGGAGGAGCCGGCCUUCAAUUCUUUAAUGUACACUGUAACUUUUGACUGGGAAUCUAAUACUUGCAUUUAGCUUCUGUGUCAACAACGGACAGGAACUGGAGAAGACAAGAAGGUGACAGUUCACAGCUAUAUUUCCUUCACAAUGUUCUUAUCCUUUCCUUUUUUCUUCUUUUUUUUUUCUUUCUAAAUUUCCGUCGGCAUUUCAGAUCUGUAAAUUUGUACGACAUGGCGAAUUAAGUAUUUUUACUUUCAUUUA
Molecule: messenger RNA, 2018 nt
Organism: Pyrus x bretschneideri (Chinese white pear)
Lineage: Eukaryota; Viridiplantae; Streptophyta; Magnoliopsida; Rosales; Rosaceae
Product: probable protein phosphatase 2C 60
Exons: 5
Coding region: 511-1704 (397 amino acids)
Biological process (GO): protein dephosphorylation
Molecular function (GO): cation binding; protein serine/threonine phosphatase activity
Source: RefSeq, a predicted model, not a curated record